CAUGGGCGACAAUGAAGAGAAAGCCCUACAGCUAAUGGCCGAGGCUGGAAAGAAGCUAACACAGCAGAAAAGUUUCUUUGGAAUGUUGUUUGGUGGCUCCAACAAAGUCGAAGAGGCCAUCGAAUGCUACCAACGUGCUGGCAACAUGUUUAAAAUGUCCAAAAAUUGGACCAAGGCUGGUGAAUGUUUUUGCGAGGCAGCAAAUUUGCAUUCCCGUGGUGGCAGUCGCCAUGAUGCCGGCAUUGCAUAUGUUGAUGCCUCCAAUUGUUAUAAGAAGGUCGAUGUUGAAAGUGCUGUCGCAUGUCUCCUAAAAGCCAUUGAUAUUUACACCGAUAUGGGUCGCUUUACAAUGGCUGCAAAAUAUCAUCAAAGCAUUGCUGAAAUGUAUGAAAGUGAUCCGAAUACCUUGCAUCAGGCCAUUGAACAAUACGAGAAAGCAGCCGAUUAUUUUAAGGGUGAAGAAUCGACCAGUUCGGCUAAUAAAUGUAUGCUGAAAGUUGCCCAAUAUGCUGCCCAAUUGGAGGAUUAUGAAAAGGCCAUUAAUAUUUAUGAACAGGUCGCUGCCUCCUCCUUGGAAAGUUCAUUGCUCAAAUACAGUGCUAAGGAAUACUUUUUCCGGGCCGCCCUAUGUCAUCUUAGCAUUGAUUUGCUGAAUGCCCAACAUGCCAUUGAAAAAUAUUGUCAACAAUAUCCAGCUUUUCAAGAUUGUCGUGAAUAUAAAUUGAUCAAGGUACUCUGCGAACAUUUGGAAGAUCAAAAUAUCGAUGGCUUUACCGAUGCCAUUAAGGACUAUGAUAGCAUCUCACGUUUGGAUCAAUGGUACACCACGAUAUUGUUGCGCAUCAAAAAAGCAGCCGAUGAUAGUCCUGAUCUACGAUAA
Molecule: messenger RNA, 880 nt
Organism: Musca vetustissima
Lineage: Eukaryota; Metazoa; Arthropoda; Insecta; Diptera; Muscidae
Product: alpha-soluble NSF attachment protein
Exons: 5
Coding region: 2-880 (292 amino acids)
Biological process (GO): SNARE complex disassembly; intracellular protein transport
Cellular component (GO): SNARE complex; vacuolar membrane
Molecular function (GO): soluble NSF attachment protein activity; syntaxin binding
Source: RefSeq, a predicted model, not a curated record